AUGGUUUACGAUCAAAAUAAUUUACCAAUUGCAAUUCAUCGUCGAGAAAUUCUUGAAGAAUUAAAAAAUCAUCAAGUGAUUUUAAUUGCUGUUGGCACUGGUUGUGAAAAACCAACACAGAUUCCAAGAUUUUUACUUGAAGCUGAUUUUGAUAAAAUAGUUUGUACACAACCGCGACUUAUUGCUUGUAUUUCAUUAACAAAACGUGUUAGUUAUGAAACAUUGAAUGAAUACGAAAAUCAAGUUGGAUAUCAAGUUCGUUUUGAAAAAACUCGAGUUAAAUCUACUCGAAUUAUUUUUAUGACAGACGAUAUUCUUUUACGUCAACUUCAAUCAGAUUCAUCGCUAUCGAAUUAUGAUAUAUUGGUGAUUGAUGAAGAGUACAUGAACUAUCCAUCAACAGAUCGUGGUGAUAUGUUGAUUUUUUUAAGUGGUAUGGCUGAAAUUCAAGCCGUUAUGGAAGCAGCUCAGUCUUGUGCUCAAGAAACUCAACAUUGGAUUGUUCUUCCAUUGCAUAGUGCACUUCUAUUAGAAGAACAAGAUAAAGUAUUCGAUAUGCCACCUGAAGGUAUAUGUCGUAAAUGUGUUAUAGUAACAAAUAUAGCUGAAACUUCUGUAACAAUUGAUGGUGUACGUUUUAUAAUUGACUCAGGCAAAAAAUAUGAGUAUUUAAGUUUUCAAGAAUAUUCUACAUCAGAAAUUCGUUGUGUAGCACUUGAUUCCUUGAUGUUAAAAAUAAUUUUUAUGGGUUUAAAAGAUCCAAGAAAAUUUCCAUUUGUUGAAUCACCAGAUAAGACAGCGAUUGAUAGUGCUUUACGUCGUCUUCAACAACAAGCUGCUUUAUCAACAAUUGAUUGUUCAUUAACAUCAAUUGGAGCAAUGCUUGCUCGACUUCCUGUUGAUGUUUCGAUUGGAAAGAUGCUUAUUUUUGCUUGUAUUUUUCAAGUAAAAUCUGAUGGACAAAAUACUCGAACAUGGUGUAGAAGACGAGGUGUUGAAGAACAACGUCUUGAUGAUAUAACAAAACUUCGUCGACAAUUUCAAGAUAUUCUUCGAGUAUGA
Messenger RNA from Rotaria sp. Silwood2, 1062 nucleotides. The record is from the annotation of a GenBank genome assembly. NCBI's taxonomy places the organism in Eukaryota, Metazoa, Rotifera, Eurotatoria, Philodinida, Philodinidae.